Messenger RNA from Anolis sagrei ordinatus, 3925 nucleotides. It is a transcript of the gene LIMD1, whose product is annotated as LIM domain containing 1. Gene Ontology annotation, molecular function: transcription corepressor activity. Gene Ontology annotation, biological process: cytoskeleton organization; negative regulation of hippo signaling; regulation of DNA-templated transcription. Lineage: Eukaryota; Metazoa; Chordata; Lepidosauria; Squamata; Anolidae. Gene Ontology annotation, cellular component: adherens junction; P-body; nucleus. The record is from RefSeq and is a predicted model, not a curated record.
CCUCCUCCCCUGAAACUUAGAGAGGAAGGGAAGAGGAGGCGGCUUGCAGAGCGCAGUCGGGGCCCAGCGGAGGAGGAAGCCCACGGAGAGAGGAAGAAGGACAGUGAGUCAAAGGCUGAGCGUGGACUGGGGCUGGACGGCCAGAGAAAGCAUUUUCCUCACAGUAAUGCCAGGGAGAUCCGAAGAAGUGUUAGUGGUUACUCGGAAUUUCUUCACCAACUGAAAGCGCUGCAAAGUUGGAUCUUACCAUUUUGGGAACAAUACUGCCUAUAACAAGGACUUCUGAGAAAACUUUGUUUUUACUUCUCCUUUUGAGAUAUCACACCCAGCAUCACAAUUUUUUCAUAAAAUAUUAAUUUUUUGGUUUUUUUAAAAAAAGGGGGACUACAAAUAUGGCAUUCAUUGUUGAAUGGAAGUCUUGAGUUUAACCAAGCCAAUUGGCCACAGUACUUAAAAUUGUGUUUCCUUACUUUUUUUCUGGACUCUGUGUGUGGAAACAAGUGAUUAAAAAUGGAUAAGUACGAUGAUCUAGGUCUGGAGGCAAGUAAAUUUAUAGAAGAUCUUAAUAUGUAUGAAGCUUCUAAAGAUGGGCUCUUCCGAGUGGACAAAGCAGUUGGGAACAACCCAGAAUUUGAAGAAACCCGUAGGGUGUUUGCUACAAAAAUGGCCAAAAUCCACCUCCAGAAACAGCGAGAGCAAGAGGAGCUGCUCAAGUCAGCUUCUGGGGGUCCAAGCAAUGGGGCCAGCUUUGGUACUCAGCAUCAGCUUCCUGGCCAUUCUGUCGCCAGAGGCCCUGGAGGAACAAAUAAACUGCACUCAGGUGAAAAUAUUGCAAAGCCUCCACUGGCUACGUCAUCAACAGUGUGCUCAGGCCAUCACAUUUCCUUCCCAAACCAGCCCCAAGGUUAUGCUGAAGGAGAGCGGCCAAAACUCUACUCAGAAGGCAACAGAGGCAGCAGUGACUAUGGAUACAGUGAAGGCCUUAGUGCUCCAGAAGUUUCCAGAGGACACAGUUAUCAAAAGUCAGGGCAGGUGAAUCUGUGUAGUUCUAAGACAUCUUUUCCCUCGCUUUCUCAUGAAGAACCUAAUAAUAGUGAAAAUCAGACAGGUAGUCAAAGUUGGGGAAGAGACACUGGUAAGUUUUCUAACAUGAAGUCUGGUAUCGGCUCCCAUUUAUGGUCAAGCACCAACCACGAGGAAUCAUUGCAGAAGCAUCCUGCAAAACCUCAAGCAGAUCUUCAUCCAUACCAACAGUCACGCAACGCUUUCAGGUCUCCAGAGAGUGGGUAUGGUAGUCAGGAAAGCGGAGGUGAAGGUCCUGGGCUUGGUCAAAGUUAUGACCACAACCCAAGUAACCAGAGAUCAUCUUCUUUCUCCCACACUGUUGGUCCUUUGUCCUCCACAGUUGGGGUUGGUGAUGGAGUGCCUGCAGGAUAUUUACAGCAGAGGUCGUCCUCAUUCUCUGCUCCAUCAGGGCACCCUUCUCAGUCUGUAUUGAAUCGGUCUGAUAAUUUUCAUGCAAACUGUGGUACUGACGUGUGGACUUCUGGUGUUUCAAAUAAAAGUCCUGGUGACAAUCAGUCAAGAAGUAAGGAUAACAUUCAAGCUUCAAUUUCUGGUUCACUUCCUACUCCGCUACCUCCAUGUGUAGACUAUCAGCAAACAAACACUCACCCAAAGCCUAGCAGUCAUUUUGUAGUUCAUGGUCAAAAUCACAGGCUUAAUUCCGCAAGUGUGUCUGGCAUGAAUCCGGAGCAAAAUUCUAUUAGUGUAACAUCUCAUGGACCAAUGAUUUCCGAUGUUCCAAAAUCUCCUUUUAAAGAGGGCAUUGGCACUCUUCAGCAUGACUCUGGUCACCAGGAAAGCUCCACUUCUGCAAAAAUAAAACUACCCUGUCAGACACUCCUUCCACAGCAAGAACAAGGACCAUCCACUGCAGAAUUAAAAUUAGAAGCUCUUACCCAGCGUCUGGAGCAGGAGAUGGAUUCUUGUCCAAAGGCUGACUACUUUGGAACCUGUGUGAAGUGCAACAAAGGAGUCUAUGGUGCAAACCAAGCUUGCCAAGCAAUGGGGAAUCUCUACCAUGAUGGAUGUUUUACCUGUGGAGCUUGCAGUCGAAAGCUAAGAGGAAAGGCUUUUUAUUUUGUUAAUGGAAAAGUAUUUUGUGAAGAAGAUUUCCUGUAUUCAGGUUUCCAGCAGUCAGCUGAUAGAUGUUUCAUAUGUGGACAUUUAAUCAUGGACAUGAUUUUGCAGGCUUUAGGGAAGUCGUACCAUCCUGGUUGCUUCCGUUGCGUCAUCUGCAAUGACUGCCUUGACGGCGUGCCAUUCACUGUAGACAACGACAACAAAAUCUACUGUGUCCGAGAUUACCACAAAGUUUUAGCUCCAAAAUGUGCAGCUUGCGGUCUUCCCAUUCUUCCAAGCGAGGGUUCUGAUGAGACUAUCCGUGUUGUAUCAAUGGACAAGGAUUACCACGUGGAAUGUUAUCGCUGUGAGGACUGUGGCAUGGAGCUCAAUGACGAAGAUGGGCAUCGCUGUUUCCCCCUGGAUGAGCAUUUGCUGUGCCAUUGUUGCCACCUGAAGCACAUAGAGAAAAGCUCGGCUCCUGUAGCUUCAUACCGGCAUCAUUAUUAGUCCUCACUGUUCAGAUUCCUAGGAGGCUGCCAGAGGGACACAGCUAUUUCUCUUAGGUGCCUUUUUGCCUCCGCAGGAAAUUUGCAAUAAGAGGACAAUAGGAAAAAGCCUCAACUUGCCCCAUGCAUUGUAUGCAGUGGAAUUCUACACAAAGAUGUUUUGCAGUUUUAUCCAGAGCUAUUUGUGGUGUAUGUAUUUCUCCACCUGGUUGGAAGAAGAGGAUAAAAUAAAGAAAUGAUCUGUCUUCUCCUGAAUCCUUUCAAAAGAACACUUCAGUAGGAAACUGAAACAAAGUACCUACUAAAUGGCUUCUUGUUACAGAAUGUGUGUACUGAUAACAUAGUUAUAUGUCUAAUAUAGUGGCCUUUACCUCAUCAGCUGCUCUAUUCAGUGAGUAAACUCUGUUUUGUGCUACAUAAAUCUACUGUGCCAACCCUGUUGCGGGAAUAUGGGUGCUCUUUUUAGUGAGCACAAUUACUGAAAUACAACACUAUGCAACACAAUUUUUGUUCCUAGGUUAUAAAUGUCAUUUCCUAAUUGGUUCUAUCAUAAAAACAUGAAAAUGGUUUAUUAAACUGCAGAAACUUUGGUUUUGCAGGACAUCCUGCAGCACAUUUUGCUAUAGUUUUCCAGUUAUCUCUUUAGAGUCUCAAUGAAUUCAACAUAAUUUGUGGCAGUCACAAAAACAAAGUUUAUGGAGUAUAAUGACAACUUUCAAAGUAUAUACCACGCAAUUAAACAGGAAAUAACACUUUCAAACCAGGACAUUUUUCAAAUUUUGUUACAUAGUGUAAUUAUAUCCCCCUCCUUUUGUUUUUUACAUUGUAGGGAAGUUUUCCUUUGAUGCCCUACCUUUGUUCUGAAAAUGGCACUGAAAACCAAUGUCUAGAUAAGAUGCUGAUCUGCUUGUUCUUACCCUAGAAAUCCAGUCUUCCUUCUCUAUUUGGAAGGCAAUCACACUCAGUCACGAGUGAUAGCCUAUGAUGAGUGUAUAGAUAUCAGUGAUGAUGCGAAACAGCAGCCAGAAUAAUUUAGGAGUGUACAUUAAGAUGAUUUCUACAGCUUGAUAUUCUUUCCUGAGAGGUUGGAACAACUUGUUUUAUAUAUAGCUUUGGGAUCUGUUCUACAAGUAUGGUGUGUGCAGACUGAAAAACAAUUCAUUUCCAGAACAAGAUCUUUGAUGAGUGUCUAGGAAGAAAAUAAAAUACCUAUUAUUGAGAAAGAUAACAAUUGUGCCUUAUAAACUCUGCAAUUAAGCGUGUAUUUAAUAAAUAUGAUGUGGCCUAUAGAA